This is a messenger RNA of Micromonas commoda, 2202 nucleotides long. RefSeq lists its product with no specific name. Bases 1 to 2202 code for a protein of 733 amino acids. Lineage: Eukaryota; Viridiplantae; Chlorophyta; Mamiellophyceae; Mamiellales; Mamiellaceae. The record is from RefSeq and is a predicted model, not a curated record. Gene Ontology annotation, molecular function: ATP binding; protein kinase activity. The transcript has a single exon. Gene Ontology annotation, biological process: protein phosphorylation.
AUGGCGGCGCCGGAUGCCCCGGAUGAGAGCACGUCGCGCAUGGGCCCGUACGAUGUCCUCGAGCAGAUCGGCAAGGGCGCGUUCGGAGCCGCGUGGAUCAUCCAGACCCGCGGGAACGACUCGAACCCCCCGCGGAGGUUCGUGCUGAAGAAGAUCCCGUUGGCGCGGCUGAGCGAGCGGCAGAGGCACCUCAGCCUCCAGGAACGCCAGCUCGUCGCCGCGCUCCGCCACCCCUACAUCGUCCCCUACCACCGCAGCUGGAUCGAGCGCUCGCACACCGUGUGCAUCGUCAUGCGCCACUGCGACGGCGGCGACCUCGCGAGCGCCGCGUGGCGCGCCAGGCGCCGACGAGAGCGAUUCCCGGAGCAGACCCUUCGUCGAUGGCUCGCGCAGCUCCUCUCCGCGUUGGCGUACCUCCACUCCGAGCGCGUCAUCCACCGCGACGUCAAGUGCGGCAACGUCUUCCUCGCGUCCCCGCCCGGAUUCGAACCCGGGACGUCCCACGCCCCCACCAACUCGACCAACUCGUGGGGGGACGUGAUGCUCGGCGACUUUGGCCUCGCUCGAGUCGUCGACGCCAACGCGGCGGACGAUGUCCAGGCGACGUCCACCGUCGGAACCCCGCACUUCAUGUCGCCGGAGAUGCUGAGGGGCGCCAAGUACGGCUUCGCCGCCGACGUGUGGUCCCUCGGAUGCGUGAUGUACGAGCUCACGACCCUGCGGCAGCCGUUCACCGCGUUCAACAUGGAGGGACUCCGGCGAAAGAUCCUAACGUCGCCACCCGCGGCGUUUAUCCAACCCGGGAAGGAGGGCGAGGAGGACGCGUCGCUGUACGGGGACGGCUGGAGGGCGACGAUCCGGUCGAUGCUUCGCAAGGCGCCCGAGGAGCGACCCAGCGCGAGCGAGCUGCUGCGGACGUCGGACAUGGCGGACGCGGCGGCGGAUGCGGAUGCGCGCGCGAGGGAGAUCGAGGCGGCGGCGGCGGCGGAGAGGAGGGAGGAGGGGAGGGGGGAGGAGGGGGGAGAGGACGGGCGAGGCGACGGCGCAGGCGACGCGGCGUUCCUGGCGGCGCCGGACCGCGAGCCGAUGCCCGCGCCGGGCGGUGACUGGUCGCCCUCCGCGGAUGAGCGCUCCCAACCCCCCGGGCGCUCGUCCGUUCGCAGGGGUUGGGCGGAUCUGGAUCCGAGCUACAUGCGAUUUAACCCGCAGAGAAAACCGAGGCCGCCGCCCCGGCCGCAGUCGGCUCGCCCCGCGAGGGCGUCGACGGGCGCGCCUCGGAACCCGGACACGGAGACGGGUCAAAAACAGCGAGCGGCGGCGACGCCGGCGACUCAAAAAACGGCUCAAAAAACGGCGGGGCGGCGGCCCGGGUGGAACGCCUCGCCGCGCGUGAGGCCCGCGAGCGGCGGCCCCCUCGGGCGCCCGGCGAGCGCCCCGAGGACGCCCUCGUCGGGCGACCGCGCGGCGGCGAGGAGAGCGUCGGGCGUCGUGGUGACUGGUCGGGCGGUGACUGGUCGGGCGGUGACUGGUCGAGCCGCGUCCGGCGGCGGCGCGGAUGGAAGCGACGGUUUCGACCCGUACGCGCCGGUAGCCGCCGAACCCGCCUCCGCGCUCGCGCCGAAGCAUCCGGCGGAUGAGAACGAGGCUCCGAACAACACGGACGAGACUCCGAGCAAGAGCAGGGACGAAGCUCCGAGCUGGACCAGGGACGAAGCUCCGAGCAGGGAUGACGUCGUGGCCAGGGCCCGGCGGCUUCUCGCCGAGACCUCACCGAAGCUCGCCGCGCCGUCGCCGAUCGCCCGACACGACGGCACGGACGACGACGCGGACGACUCGCGGGUGCUGAGGGCGGUCGCGGCGUUACACGCGAGGGGACGGCACGCCGAGCUCGCCCGCGUGCUGUCAAACUUUUACCCUCCGGCGGAGGCGAUCCCCCCGACGCCCUCGGCGCCCGACUUGGAGCCGGGUCAGUGCGUGAUGGUGGGCGCGUCGAGCCCCACGCGCGGGACGAUUCGAUACGUCGGCGCCGUGGCGUUCGCCGAGGGGGAGUGGGUCGGCGUGGAGAUGGACGACGAGGGGGUCGGCGCGGUGACUGGUCGGGCGGUGACUGGUCGGGACGGCCGCGUGGGCGCGAUCCAGUACUUCGCGUGCCGGCCGGGACGCGGGGUGUUUGUCCCGGCGGCGACGCUGACCCGCGCGUGA